AGCCGAUGGAAGCUAAAAGCGCUUGUUAGCGGAUUAUCUGACAUCUUGAUAGUUAGCCCUUUAGUUCUCUGUGGCCAAACAGCUUUCGGAAUGUCGGGACAACCAAACAGCGAUAAUCCAGAGACUCUGUUUUCAUUGGAGCUUUUAGUGGAAUACAUUCGAGUAGAGAAAAUUUGUAAAAUCCUUAACGAGUUGGCUCUGGGAGUCACACUCCUGAACUUUCCGACGCUGCUAAUUUAUCAGUCACAGCAGCAACAGCAGCAGAUCAGCGGGAGCAGUAACAACCCCGGGCACAAUGAAAAGGAGAAACCUGGAAUGUUCGCCUUUAACAGAGGAAAGUGUUGUUUCUUCAAAAUGGACUUAAACUCACUGCACGUACAGCUGUCCAACACCCCGCUGUAUGGUAUGGUGCUGGAUGUUACAGAGGAGAGUCCCAAGUUAGUCGGCUCCUGUCUGAUAUCACUGGCUAAAGCGAUGGACAGAAUCAGGCAGGAUGUGACUGAACGGGGGGUUUCUAGUCCCUCCUAUCACAUAGAAAGGGGGCUUGUUGUCUCUAUAUGCAACCUCGCGGGGGAGAAAGUCGGAGCAAUGUCCCUGAGUUAUAAACUGUUAUGUCUAGGAGCGAGUCUGCUGCCACACAUCACAGAGAGGGAGAGAGUGUCUGGAGGGCAGCAAGCACAAGAACAUGUCAAGGAGACAAACAAGUCUACAUCGCAGCCUCCUGACUCUGGAAAUGUCUGCUCACCAACCCCACAGUGUAGCGGAAAAGCCCAAAGCAAAGCGGAGAGGAAAAAGGAGUAAAUGAACAAGGUGAUUACAAAUCAUGGACUCUGGAUUCAGAAGCUCCUGUUUUUGAAGAUUCACGUUCAGAGGACGAAGUGGAUGAAAAGGAAG
Molecule: messenger RNA, 894 nt
Organism: Neolamprologus brichardi
Lineage: Eukaryota; Metazoa; Chordata; Actinopteri; Cichliformes; Cichlidae
Source: RefSeq, a predicted model, not a curated record